UGCCGCGCAGUGAUUGGCAGCGCUGUGAGCCAAUAGGAGCGCUCGGGGCGGAGCGCGGGAAGCGGAGCGGCCGCCAUGAGCACAGCGCUGACCCAGGGGCUGGAGAGGAUCCCGGGGCAGUGUGGGUACCUGGUGAUCAGCGAUGGAGCCGUCCUGGCGUCCUCGGGGGAUCUGGAGAACGACGAGCAGACGGCGGCCGUCCUCUCGGAGCUGGUGGCCACGGCGUGCGGGCUGCGGCUGCAGCGCGGCCACGACCCCCCCUUCAAACGCCUCUCCGUGGUUUUUGGGGAACACUCUCUCCUCGUCACCAUCUCUGGGCAGAAGCUCUUCGUGGUGAAGCGCCAGAACCACAGUCAGGAACCCAUCGCGGUCUGAGUUUCGGGGACCCCCUCUGUGUCCCCCAAGGAUGGGGACGCGACCCCCGCCCCGCGGUGACUCCUGUCCCUUCCAGAGCUCUGUGUGACCCAUCCCGGUGGUCCCCAAAGCCACACGGUGUCCCCCCAAACCCUCUCUUGAGACAAUAAAUUGUAUCCCG
Molecule: messenger RNA, 535 nt
Organism: Cuculus canorus (common cuckoo)
Lineage: Eukaryota; Metazoa; Chordata; Aves; Cuculiformes; Cuculidae
Gene: LAMTOR4
Product: late endosomal/lysosomal adaptor, MAPK and MTOR activator 4
Exons: 4
Coding region: 76-375 (99 amino acids)
Biological process (GO): cellular response to amino acid stimulus; positive regulation of TOR signaling
Cellular component (GO): lysosome; Ragulator complex
Molecular function (GO): guanyl-nucleotide exchange factor activity
Source: RefSeq, a predicted model, not a curated record